AUGAAGCCCGUCACAUCGGUUGCGGUCCUUGGUGCCCUCCUGGGCCUAAGUGUGGAAUCGGUGGAUGCAGCGAGACCAUUCCACUGCCCUCCUCUCGGCCAGACGCUCCCAGCGCCCAAGAACCCUAGCUCGAAUCGUAUUGUGUCUGAAGCUGUUCAGAAAAUCACGGAACUGUUCCACGGAUAUGUCUCAGGAUACAAUAACAGCGCCGCCUCGCUGACGAUAAAGUCAAUCCACGAAGAUGUACCUCUUCUCGACAUCCACCAUACCCCCGGAAUUCGAGGUCAAAAUGGAACGACAAACGUCACGUCCAAGACAGUGUAUAGGGUUGGAAGUGUGUCUAAACUGUUCGCACCGCUCGCCAUCCUGCGCGAGGCUGGUGUUGACAUCAAUGACCCAGUUACCAAGUACCUCCCGGAGCUGAUGAAUCUUCAAGACCAGCAAGAAGACGUUAACGAGCUCACAACCAUCUCCUGGGACAAUGUCACUCUCUUGAGUCUCAGCAAUCAUAUGGGCGGUUUCGCUUAUGACACCAAGUAUGGCAAGCAUAGGCCAACUUGGGCGCCUUUCACCACACCCAUGUACUCGAACGUCGGUUUUCCGAUACUCAGCUUUGUUGUGGAGAAAGUGACCAAUAAAACCUUCGCUUCCCACAUUAAAGACACAAUCCUCAACCCACUUGGCAUGAACAGCACGUCGCCCGGAGAGAAACCCGAGGGCGACAACGUAGACUCUACCCUGGCCGAGGAUCCCUGGUGGUCUUUUGAUUUCGGUGUCUAUAACCCUGCUGGUGGCUUUUAUUCUAAUACUGAAGACUUGAUCAAGUUCGGCGAGGCUAUCCUCAACCACGAGCUGCUCAGCGGCGUCGAGACCCGAAAGUGGAUGAAGCCAACCGAGCACACCGCUUCACUUGGAAUGUCCGUGGGAAAUCCCUGGGAGAUUAUACGCGUCAAGAACUUGACUUCAGACGGUCGUGUCAUCGACUUGUACACAAAGUCCGGCGAUAUCGGCCCCUACCAUGCCAUCUUUGCUCUCAUCCCUGACUAUGACAUCGUCCUCACCUUUCUCACUGGAGGGCCGGAGGCCAGCAGCGAAGUCGUGUUUUUCGGAACUCCGAAGAUUGUGGAGGCCCUCAUUCCGGCCCUUGAUUACGCUGCUAAGGCUGAAGCAGGGGAGAGGCUUGUUGGUCAAUACGUUGAUGAGGAGACCAACUCUACCAUCACUCUCUCCGUCGACGAUGGCGCCGGUCUUGUUGUCUCUAAUUGGGUUUCUCGCGGUGUCAGCGUUGUCGAAAAUUACGGCAAGUACCUUGGUAUCGAUAAAGCCGUGGAGAUCAACGCUCCCAUCAGCAUCCGCCUGUACACCACCCGCCUCUCGGCCGAAAACCAGUCGGGUUGGCGUGCCGUCUUCUACAUCGGAGAUGCUGGGGAUUUUGCUGCCGUCGAUGCCAGCCUUCCCUUCAUCCCACAGAUAAGUUGCCAGACUUGGUUCAUGUUUGAACGGGUUAGCUAUGGCUUUAAUUCGAUUGACGAUUUUGUUGUUACUCUCGGUGAUGACGGUACUGCUGAGGAGGUCACUUCGAGAUUCUUCCAGACCACAAUGACUUUGGUCUCAAGGGAUUCCCAGGAGAACAUUGAAAAUUGA
Molecule: messenger RNA, 1644 nt
Organism: Scedosporium apiospermum
Lineage: Eukaryota; Fungi; Ascomycota; Sordariomycetes; Microascales; Microascaceae
Exons: 3
Coding region: 1-1644 (547 amino acids)
Source: RefSeq, a predicted model, not a curated record